Sinocyclocheilus rhinocerous is the source of this 1797-nucleotide messenger RNA. RefSeq names its product matrix metalloproteinase-23-like. The record is from RefSeq and is a predicted model, not a curated record. Gene Ontology annotation, biological process: extracellular matrix organization; collagen catabolic process; proteolysis. Lineage: Eukaryota; Metazoa; Chordata; Actinopteri; Cypriniformes; Cyprinidae. Gene Ontology annotation, cellular component: extracellular matrix. The transcript has 8 exons. Gene Ontology annotation, molecular function: zinc ion binding; metalloendopeptidase activity. The coding region runs from base 354 to 1487 and encodes 377 amino acids.
AUAGGCUAACGCGACAAGGAAAAUAAAUACAGCAUUUUCGAUUAUUAUGCUGCUCUGAGUUGAUAAAGGGAGGAGAUGAGGAGGAGGACAUUAGAUUGGAGCAGGGCGGCGCUUUGUGCUCCUGCGGGAUCUUUCCUGCACCCUAGAGAGAGCGAAAGUUCAGAGCAAGAAGCAGAAGUGCACUAAAUAAUCUCGACUGCGAGUGUUAAACACAUUCAGCAGAAACAGGAGUCUGUCUGUCCUAAGACGCGCGCGCGUCUGGAUGCGGCUAGGUCUGUGGAAAUACUUUCUUACUCAAGAAUAUAUGGAUGAAGCACAAAGGUAAUCCUUGAGGAAAGUUGUGUGAUUUAAAGAUGCGCUGGGUUUGUUCCUGCGCGCUGCUGCUGCUGGUGCUGCUGGAUAAUGCCGUGGCCGUGCCUGCGUGGAGAAAACCCACGGUGGCUAGUAUUCAUUUGAAUAAACCGUGUGUGCAGACGGCAGCACCUGUGGAAGCGAGAUCUCAUCGAGGUCAGGCCCGAUCCAAGCGCUAUGCCAUCAACCCACUGGGAUACAAGUGGGAGCAUUUCAACGUCACCUACAAGAUCACAAAGUUCCCCAACACACUGAAUAAAGACGAUACCCGCAAAGCUAUCAGCAUCGCCUUCACGAAAUGGAGUGAUGUUUCUCCUCUGGCUUUCACUGAGAUCACCAACCCCAACAAAAGUGCUGACAUCACUAUAGGCUUCUACACGUACAAUCACACAGAUUGUUGGUGGUCUCCAUUGCACCCGUGUUUUGACGGGCUGAACGGUGAGCUGGCUCACGCCUUCCUUCCCCCACGUGGAGAGAUUCACUUUGACAACCAUGAAUUCUGGAUUCUGGGCAAAUCCCGCUUCAGCUGGAAACAAGGUGUGUGGCUGAAUGACCUGGUCCAAGUAGCUGCUCAUGAAAUCGGUCACGCUUUAGGCCUCUGGCAUUCACGGGACCCUAAUGCAUUAAUGCACCCUAAUGCAACGUACACGGGUCAGAGGAACAUCGCUCAAGAUGAUAUCUGGGGCAUCCAGCGCCUUUACGGAUGCAUGGACAAGAAGCGAGUGUGUGAUCCUUGGGCCCGCUUGGGUUUCUGUGAGAGGAGGCGGAGCUUCAUGAAGAAAAACUGCCCGCAGCGCUGCGACCUGUGCUACGAGCCUCUGGAUGCAGUGUCUACACCGACACCUCCUCCUGAAAAUGUGAAGAUCAAAAUUGUGCCUCGUGGAAAAGUUGUGGGCUUCCGCUGUGGGACAAAAAAUACCAGAGUGCCUCCAAAAGUCAGCUGGUAUAAGGACGGCGAGCAGUUGCUGACAUCCAUUCCUGGUUAUAUUGUAAUUAAAGAUCGAGACCUGCGGCUCGUGGCCAAUGAAUUCAAUGAAGGCACGUACACCUGCCGCAUCCAUCGGCGCGGUAACGUCGUCUCUGCCAACUCGUGGGCCAUCCGGCUGAAGCCAGAGCAGUCCUCCAACAACAGCUGAUGGAGCGAUGCUGAUGUACUGAUCACAUGCUCUACCUCCAGGCCUCCAGAGCACUCAGACCGGCUCUCCUCCGCUGCAGCGCACACAGCUCUGCUUGCCGCUCAGAGUCAUAAUGGACGACCUGCACAAGUUGGGGUUUGCAACCUUCAUAACUCUGAGAUCCAAGACAAUAUUUGGAAGGACCACCAAUUCGAUUUUCUUUUGUACUUCUGCUGCAGUGAUGACAAAGGUGGUUUUUUUAUUAUAAGGUAAACGCCACUUCUGAGGCGUAAUAUUCAGUUUCAAAGAUGCUUCAAAAAUCUCUGAAGGU